AUGACUCCUAUCAUCUCAAUCCUGAUAGGUGCCCUCUCCGGGAUGAUACUGCACCAUGCCGUCUUCAUUCAUGGAGAGUGGCAUGUUUGGGCACCAGAGAUUUUGGUCUAUCAUCUUGUCUACUUCGGGGCCUUGCUUAUGGCCACUCCUCACGCACGGUGGAUGAUUUCCGGAUACCUCAUCGCUCUUUUCUCCAGCAUCACAAUCUAUCGUGUCUACUUCCACCGUCUCAAACAUUUUCCUGGGCCCAGAUGGGCCCGCGUCACCAAGAUAUGGCACGCGUGGAAGUCGAGACACCGCCAGAACUUCCUGGUAUUGUCGGACCUACAUCGCAAAUACGGGGACUUUGUCAGGACUGGCCCCAGCGAGAUCACAGUCUACCAUCCGGAUGUCUUCAUAGCCAUCGACGGACCGCAUGGAGGCUGCGUCAAGUCUGAGUGGUAUGACUUGUUGCACCCCAAGCAAUCUUUGGUGACAGCUCGGGACAAAGAGGCUCAUGGCUUGCGACGUCGACAAUGGAACAGAGGGUUCACAUCGCAGGCCCUCGAUCACUACCAGGAACGCAUUCUACCCCUCAUCGAUCAGCUCGAGCGUUGUAUCGAUGAUGAUAUCAGUGACAGAAAGGUCACUGAAGCUACGGACCUUUUCUACUGGCUUGGCUUUGAUCGUAUGGGAGACUUUAUUUUCAGCCGUACAUUUAACAUGUUGUCUCGUCAAGAGUGGCAUCACAUCAUUCUGCUCAUGCAGCGGGCCCUCUCCCUUCUUGGACCGUUGAGCCCAGUCCCAUGGUUCAUCCACAUUGCGUUCAAGCUUUUCCCUCGAGUAUGGAUUCUGAGGGAUUGGUUCCGAAUGGUGGCCUGGUGCGAGGAGCAGAUGUUGGAACGACUGGAGUCACCGAAAGAAACCUCCAGCAUUCCCGAUGUUGCCCAUUACCUCCUCCAAGAUGUGCGAGAUGAUCCCCAACGUUUCCCAUGGCUCACUGGUGACGGUAUCCUCGCCAUUGUAGCUGGCAGUGAACCCACAGCAGCCGUUCUUGUGGGUUUGUUUUGUGAAUUGUCUAAAGAACCACGCCAUACCGAGAUUAUUCGUGAUGAGAUCAGAGCAAUCGAUAUUGCAGACUCGCGGGCACUGGCAUCAGGUUGUCCUCAUCUCGAAGCGUCCAUUUUCGAGGCCCUGCGUCUGUAUCCUGCCCUGCCUACUGGUGGAACCAGGAAAACUCUGGAGAAAGGUAUCAUGGUUGCAGGAAUGUUUAUUCCACCAGAGACAACCGUGGUUGCACCUAGGUUUUGUAUCUCGCGUCGCGAAGAUAGCUUUGAGCAGGCAGAGAAGUUCAUCCCGGAACGAUGGUACAAAAAUCCCGAGAUGGUACGCAAUAAAUCAAGCUUUGUGCCAUUUGGUCUAGGCCACCACAGUUGUCUCGGUCGCGCGCUCGCCAUGAACGACAUGCGACUCAUCACUGCACGACUAGUCCAGCGAUACCAGUUCAGUAUUCCGCCCGGGGAGACUAGUGAUACGGUUUUGCGGGACUUGAAGGAUCAAUUCACCUCAAACCCUGGUCGCUUGCGGCUGGUUUUCAAGUUGCGCGAAGACUGA
Molecule: messenger RNA, 1593 nt
Organism: Penicillium daleae
Lineage: Eukaryota; Fungi; Ascomycota; Eurotiomycetes; Eurotiales; Aspergillaceae
Product: cytochrome P450
Exons: 6
Coding region: 1-1593 (530 amino acids)
Molecular function (GO): monooxygenase activity; iron ion binding; heme binding
Source: RefSeq, a predicted model, not a curated record